Messenger RNA from Aricia agestis (brown argus), 1727 nucleotides. RefSeq names its product 3-oxoacyl-[acyl-carrier-protein] reductase, chloroplastic-like. Gene Ontology annotation, molecular function: oxidoreductase activity. The record is from RefSeq and is a predicted model, not a curated record. The transcript is spliced from 3 exons. NCBI's taxonomy places the organism in Eukaryota, Metazoa, Arthropoda, Insecta, Lepidoptera, Lycaenidae. The coding region runs from base 40 to 1584 and encodes 514 amino acids.
UAUGCACAUUAUUUGAUAGCACGCGGAAGUUAGUUGACCAUGAGUUUCGCGAACAAAGUUGUUUUGGUGGUCGGUGCCAGCUCCGGCAUAGGCGCCGCCACCGCCGUAGCCUUCGCCAAGGAGGGCGCUCACGUGGUCUUGGUCGGGAGAAACGAGGAGAAGCUCAAAAGUGUUUCUGCACAGUGCGAGAAAGUUGGCAAAAAACCGCUCAUCAUCAAGGCCGACAUCAGCAAGGACGCUGAAGCUAAGAUGGUCGUAUCGAAGACGAUCGAAAAAUAUGGCACUCUGGACGUUUUGAUCAACAACGCGGGUAUCGUCCGAAUGAAUACCAUCACCAGCGAGACCGCAAUGAACACUUACGACGAGAUUAUGAACACGAACCUCAGAAGCGCCGUUCUUCUGACGAGCUUAUCGGCGGCGCACUUGAUCAAGAGCAAGGGGAACAUCGUCAACGUUUCGAGCGUGACUGCGCAAAUGGCAGUGCCGAAGUCCUUCGCGUAUGCCGUCUCCAAGGCGGGCCUAUCUCACUUCACGAGGCAGGCGGCAGUGGAGCUGGCGGCUGCGGGAGUGAGGGUCAACGCCGUUAGCCCUGGACCCGUGAAGACAGACAUCAUGGCCAAUGCUGGCGUCGACUUCGCUGUGCUCGACGGACUUGCAGCUAAAACGCUGUUGAAACGAAUGUCCGAACCAGAGGAGGUAGCUGACUUAAUACUGUUCCUGGCGAGCGAGAAGGCUAAGGGGAUUACGGGAUCUGACUUCGUGACUGACAACGGUGCGUUGUUGACCGACAAAUCUUGUCCUCUGAGCGCAACAAUGAGAGCGUUGACCAUGAGUUUCGCGAACAAAGUUGUUUUGGUGGUUGGUGCCAGCUCCGGCAUAGGCGCCGCCACCGCCGUAGCCUUCGCCAAGGAGGGCGCUCACGUGGUCUUGGUCGGGAGAAACGAGGAGAAGCUCAAAAGUGUUUCUGCACAGUGCGAGAAAGUUGGCAAGAAACCGCUCAUCAUCAAGGCCGACAUCAGCAAGGACGCCGAAGCUAAGAUGGUCGUAUCGAAGACGAUCGCAAAAUACGGCACCCUGGACGUUUUGAUCAACAACGCGGGUAUCAUCCGAAUGAAUACCAUCACCAGCGAGACCGCAGUGAACACUUACGACGAGAUUAUGAACACGAACCUCAGAAGCGCCGUUCUUCUGACGAGCUUAUCGGCGGCGCACUUGAUCAAGAGCAAGGGGAACAUCGUCAACGUUUCGAGCGUGUCCGCGCAAAUGGCGUUGCCGGGGACCUUCGCGUAUGCCGUCUCCAAGGCGGGCCUAUCUCACUUCACGAGGCAGGCGGCAGUGGAGCUGGCGGCUGCGGGAGUGAGGGUCAACGCCGUCAGCCCUGGACCCGUGAAGACAGACAUCAUGACCAACGCCGGCAUCGACAUCGCUGUGCUCGAUGGAGUUGCAGCUAAAACGCUGUUGAAACGAAUGUCCGAACCGGAGGAGGUAGCUGACUUAAUACUGUUCCUGGCGAGCGAGAAGGCUAAGGGGAUUACGGGAUCUGACUUUGUGACUGACAACGGUGGGUUGUUGAUGCAGGGAUAACAUUAAAUAUUAUAUUAAAUAUUAUUAUGUUAGUGUUUUCUAAACUUACAAUAAAAAAAUAUUUAUUUGUGUCGUAAUCAUAGUUUUAAAUGAUAUUUCUUGGUCAGGAAAAUGUUUGUUUGUUUUUAGUAUAGCAGCUAUAG